Messenger RNA from Yamadazyma tenuis ATCC 10573, 3378 nucleotides. It is a transcript of the gene CCC2, whose product is annotated as Cu(2+)-transporting P-type ATPase. Gene Ontology annotation, biological process: monoatomic cation transport; copper ion homeostasis. Gene Ontology annotation, cellular component: membrane. Gene Ontology annotation, molecular function: ATP hydrolysis activity; P-type divalent copper transporter activity; copper ion binding. The record is from RefSeq and is a predicted model, not a curated record. NCBI's taxonomy places the organism in Eukaryota, Fungi, Ascomycota, Pichiomycetes, Serinales, Debaryomycetaceae.
AUGACAGACGAACUGAUGCUGAAGCUCGUGGUACAAAUCUCGGGUAUGACGUGCGGUGCGUGCUCUGCGUCUAUCACCCUGGCAGUGUCACAGCUCGACGGAGUGUCUGAAGUGAGUGUUUCGCUCAUUACUGAAGAAGGUCUAGUCAAGUUUGAUCAUAAUAAAAUCACCUCCAAACAAAUCAUUGACACCAUUGAAGACUGUGGUUUUGAUGCCAACUCCGUGUCUGAGUCCUUGUUGGGUUCGCUGGAUCUUCAAGACCUGCUCAUCACCUCUGUGUCUAUUCAAGGGAUGACCUGUGGUGCCUGCAGUGCUUCUAUUACCACUUCUCUUGAAAAUAUAAAUGGAGUGCUGGAGGUGUCAGUAAACUUGAUCACCGAGGAUGGAAAGAUAACACACGAUGUUUCCGUGACUCCCGAGAUGAUUGUGGGUGCAAUUGAAGAUUGUGGAUUUGAUGCUUCCAUCACCGGUAGUGAGCAAGCGAAUGUGUCUCACAAUACUCUCACUCAAAGCACCAUUGCAAUCACUGGAAUGACCUGUGGCUCGUGUCUGGCAUCCAUAACGAAGGCUUUGGAGCUACUCCCUGGUGUUUCGGCCGUGACAGUAUCGCUUUUGACCGAAGAAGCAGUGAUCAAAUACACUGAAUCGCAAAUAUCUGUACAAGAGCUUCUAGAAACAAUAGAGAACUGUGGAUUUGAUGCUCGAUUGGAAUCCUCAAAGCUGUUGGGAAUCGUGGAGAAUGAUGAAGAGGUGAUAGCGUUACAGAUUUAUGGUUUGGGUGAGGGUGUUGAUGUCCAUGAUUUCCAGUACAAUAUUGAAGCCUUGUUUAAAAGCUUUGGUUCUGGAAUAGUUAGCUUCCAGUUGAACGUGGAUAGCAAUGUUUACGACGUUAUGAAUACUCACGGGAACGACGUGACCGAAUCGUUGGUGAAUCCUAGAAGCAGAGACCUGGAUGUUGUUGAGGAUGGAGAUCAUUUGAUAAAUGAAUUGACUAUAGUAUACAACUCCUCCAUAAUAGGCGUACGAGAUUUGAUUGAAAAGUUGGAUACCAUUGACCCCAACAUAAGUUUUUUGAUUUUGAAUUCAGUUGAUCAAUCAUCAAAUAUGCAGUUGAAGCUAUUACUGAAAACUAAAGAAAUCAGCUACUGGAGAUCCAACUUUUUCUGGUGUCUUGUCGUUGGUGCUCCCGUUCUCGUAUUAUCCAAAACCCAAAACACACAUUUUUGGAAAACCAAAGUCAUCUUUGCAGGCUUGUUCUGGACUACUUUCAUACAAGGAGUUUUGGCCAGUUAUGUCCAAUUCAAAUUGGGAAUCACCUUUCUCAAGAAAUUCGUCCAAUUCGUACGAAACAGAGGUUCUGGUGCAACAAUGGAUAUACUUGUUUGUAUUUCCACGAUGAUUUCCUAUCUAUUCUCUGUUUUAUCAACUGUGGUGUGUGUCUGGAACGGAACAACCUCAAAACCUCCACUUGUCUUAUUUGACACCAGCACAAUGAUAAUUUUAUAUAUCUCCAUCGGCAAAUGGCUCGAAAAUAGAGCCAAAGGUGCUACUUCAACCGCUUUGUCCAAGUUGAUAUCUUUAACACCAGGAAAUUGUGUUAUUGUAAGUGAUAUUCCAAAGUAUGAAAGUUAUCUCCAAUCACUUCGUCAAGAAAAGGCCGGUGAAACAAAGUUAGAAGAAGGUGAGAACUUCCCCACGAAAACCAUUGAAAUUGAUUUGGUUCAAAAAAACGAUAUUGCCAUAGUUCUUCCUGGAGCCAAAGUACCAGCUGACGGUGAAAUAAUCUUCGGUGAUUCCGAAAUCGAUGAAAGUUUAUUAACUGGUGAAAGUUUGCCCGUCUAUAAAAAAGUUGGUGACAAAGUCAUCGGAGGAUCUGUCAAUGGUCCUGGUUUAUUGCAUGUUCAAGUGACUAAGAUAGGAAAGAACUCCCAAUUACAAAAAAUAAUCAAAUUGGUCAAGGAAUCCCAAAUGAGCAAGGCUCCAGUUCAGAGAUACAGUGAUUAUAUUGCUUCCAGAUUCGUUCCUUGUAUCUUGAUCUUGGCAUUUUUGACGUUUGCAUUUUGGGUUGGCUUCUGCUUCAUGAAAUCAUCACCUUUGCCAAAAGUGUUCCAAAUGGAAGAGAAUGGUAAGUUCUUCGUAUGCCUCAAGUUGGCUAUUUCUGUAAUUGUCGUGGCAUGUCCUUGUGCUUUAGGUUUGGCAUCACCAACAGCAAUUAUGGUGGGUACUGGAUUAGCAGCCAAAAAUGGUGUAUUAAUUAAAGGGGGUGAUAUCUUGGAAAAAGCAAGCGAUUUGCAUAUUAUUUUGUUUGACAAAACGGGGACUUUAACCACAGGACAGAUGAGUUUAUCUUCUUAUAAGAUAUUGAACCAAAAAAUCUCCGACUUCGAUUGGUGGCAGUUGAUUGGAGGUCUUGAAAGCAGUUCAGAGCAUCCUAUUGCUAAAGCCUUAAUGAAAAUUUCUAGGAAGCAACUAGGGAUGUUUGCAGAGGACAACUUUGCUCCAAUGCUAAAGAACUUUGAAUCUUUGACCGGUCUAGGAGUGAAAGGAGAAUUAAUCUAUAACAAAGAAACCUUCAAUCUAAUUCUUGGAAACAAAAGAUUACUUGAAUUGUCAAGUAUUCAAAUGGAUGAAAUUGAGAGUACAAACACUUUGUUGUAUGUUAUCAUUAACAAUGAAUGUCAUGGGUACAUAGAAUUGAGUGACGAGAUAAAACCUUCUGCAAAAUCUGUGGUAAGUUAUCUCAAGCACAAAAAGUAUAUUGUCGGCAUGGUGACGGGAGAUAACUACAAAGUUGCCGAAAAAGUUGGUAAAGAAUUGGGCAUUAUCAAAUCAAAUAUAUUCAGUGAAGUGUCUCCUCUUCAUAAAGACAAGAUUGUUACAGAUUUAAGAAACAAAUUUGGAGGUCCGUCUAAUGUCAAGAUUUCUUUUGUUGGAGAUGGUAUUAAUGAUGCACCAGCACUUUCCCAAGCUGAUAUUGGAAUAGCUAUUUCUAAUGGAACUGAAAUAGCCAUUGAGAGUGCCGAUAUGGUUAUCAUGAAUGAGAGUAAUGAUAUUUUAGGUAUUCCAAUUGCUUUAGAUAUCAGCCAAAAAACAUUCAGAAAGAUUAAAAUGAAUUUUGUAUGGGCCAUGAUAUACAAUAUUUUCAUGGUUCCAUUUGCUAUGGGAUGCUUUUUACCCCUUGGGAUAGUAUUGCCACCUAUGGCAGCUGGUUUGGCUAUGGCUUUCAGUUCUAUCAGUGUUGUUUUAAGCUCAUUAAUGCUCAAUAGAUGGAAAUUCGAUUUCAAACCUGAUUACGAUUACAAAGUUGAUUAUGAAAACUUUAUGGAAUUUGACCUUAAAGGAUUUGAUGUUGACGAUUUUAAUAGAUUUACAAAGUAA